AACACGCUUUUCUGCAACGUUUAUGGCUCGCUGUGAUGUCCGAUGCUCCCAACAACUUUGACGGCCUUCCUUGUCCUCCUCCUUGAUUUAUUCCUCGACCAUGGCCAGCGGUCGCAAAGUUCUCGUUUUGAGAAAUCUCUGCGAUUUGAGCUGCGGCACGAACAUGCAGUCUCACCCGAUGCACAUGUGGUGUUCUCCGACGUGCCAUCGACUGUGAGCCUCGUCUACGGCAACGAAUCAUUCUAUUCAAUAGACACCCGGUAUAUGACCUCAUAUCGUCCAUCAAGUUUCAGCGCCUACAACGAUGCGAGGAUACGUUCCAUGCGGCAGGCACAAAGUGCAAUUUUGCCCUGGUACGAAACCGAAAUAUUAGGACCGAAUGUCGAGAAACGCAAAACACUGUUGGAACUCGCAAAGAUGACAAAUAAUGCCUAUGUGACCCCUGAUGAUAUCCAGUGGUACGAACUUGACAAGAACUGGACCACUCCUUAUCCGUUUGGAUGGGAACCAGAUGCUGAUGGGUUCCGAGGUUAUGUGUUUGCGACGCCCGACAACUCUACUAUCAUUCUAUCCAUCAAAGGCACUUCCGCAGCCGUAUGGGGAGGCGCAGGUCCGACUGCCAAGAAGGAUAAAUUGAACGAUAACUUGCUGUUCAGUUGUUGUUGUGCCAGAAUUGACUGGAGUUGGACAACCGUGUGUGGAUGCUAUCGUACAGGGUGGAAAUGCGACCAGGAUUGCCUAGAGCAGGCUCUAGUCGAAGAUAGUCUAUUUUACCCCAUUGGAACGAACUUGUAUAAUAAUUUAACCUAUAUGUACCCGACGUCAGAUAUUUGGAUCAUAGGGCACUCGCUAGGUGGUGCAGUGGCUUCCCUUCUUGGAAUCACGUUUGGUGUCCCUGUUGUUACCUUUGAGUCACCAGGGGAACGACUAGCUGCCAAGCGGCUGCAUUUGCCAUCGCCGCCAUCGACUCAUCAUGUCACGCAUGUAUAUCAUACUGCGGACCCCAUUGCGAUGGGUACCUGCAAUGGAAUUCUAUCUUCUUGCGCCUUGGGCGGGUUCGCAAUGGAAACUAAGUGUCAUCAAGGGAAAUCCAUUGUCUACGAUACUGUGUCGAACCUUUCUUGGGCUGUAGACAUACGCAAACAUGGGAUCGUCAACGUUAUAGAAGAAAUACUAGGGAAGGCCUGGCAGCCCAGCGAAGAUGUCGGUCGGGAGGUUCCACCCGCUGCAGCUGAAGAAGAUUGUGUGGAAUGUUAUAGCUGGGAGUUUGGCAAUUUUCCCGCGUAGAACCGCAGCAGCCGUGGGCUAGAACAUACCCACACCCUACUUUACCAUAUAUACCGGCACUUAUCACAAAGCUUGAUAAGUUUUGGAUGGGUUGCUGUAAUCCGUAAGCAGAAAGUACUUUGGAGGAGGAAGUGGCGACUUGGGUUAUGCUCUGUGUUUUGAGGUGAACUGUUUCAGGGAAUAGGUGAUUCAUCCGUCUGCUGCAUUUCAACCUUUUCUAUUUCAUCCAAUCUCGUGCUGGCUGAUUGUCACCUUGUGAAAUUUCAAUAGACUAGGAAUUAUGCAGGCGACCACAUCGCGCAUAUGUAUAUCUCACACGAAUUCGUUGCGCUGGAAAUGUUUGUCUGUGAGCAGAAGUGGCGA
Messenger RNA from Suillus bovinus, 1650 nucleotides. RefSeq names its product alpha/beta-hydrolase. Gene Ontology annotation, biological process: piecemeal microautophagy of the nucleus; neutral lipid catabolic process; macroautophagy. The record is from RefSeq and is a predicted model, not a curated record. Gene Ontology annotation, molecular function: glycerophospholipase activity. The transcript has 7 exons. NCBI's taxonomy places the organism in Eukaryota, Fungi, Basidiomycota, Agaricomycetes, Boletales, Suillaceae. The coding region runs from base 43 to 1287 and encodes 414 amino acids.